AUGGAAGGCACUCGUAGUGGACGAGGCCGCGGGCGCGGGGUUAGGCAACCCACAACUGACGAGGGUACUAGGGAUACCACGACUGAACCAAAUCCUGAACCUAGGGUUGACCCUAAUGCCCAGAUAGCUGCUGCAUUGCAGCAAAUGACCGACCUGUUAGCCCACGUAGUGCAACAGCAGGGCCAACCUCCUAUCCAGCAACCUGGGAACCCUGGCCAUGUAGUAGAGAGUGAAGAUCGGGCCCUAGAGAGAUUUCAGAAGUUCUCUCCACCAAAAUUUCUGGGCGGGCCAGAUCCGGACGUGGCCGAAAAAUGGUUAGAGAAAAUGAUAGAUAUUUUCGCCGCCCUACACUAUUCAGAGGAGAGGCAGGUUACUUUCGCUGUAUUCCAACUGGAAGGGGCCGCGCGUUCUUGGUGGAACGUGAUACGAAUGAAGUGGGACCGGGAACAAACCCCAAGAACAUGGGUAAACUUUGUGAGGGACUUCAAUGCGAAAUACUUUCCCCCUCUAGUCCAGGAAAAGAAGGAGGACGAGUUCAUUAGACUCCGUCAGGGGAUGCAAUCGGUGGCUGAGUACGAGAGCCAGUUUACUCGUUUAUCUAAGUUCGCCCCUGAACUCAUUCUAACGGAGCAAAGGAGAGUUCGGCGUUUUAUUCAAGGGCUCAAUGUGGAAAUUCAAAAGGAUCUGGCGGUAGCCCAGAUCAAUAUCUUUAGUGACGCCGUGGAGAAAGCUUUGCGAGUUGAAAAUGCCAGGCUUCAAGUAAGGAACUUUCAGGUGAAAAAACGGGGGUUCUCUGCGAGUAGUUCGACCCAAGGGGAUAAAGGGACCCCUCCCAAGUUUGGAAGAGGAGCAGGGGGAGGAAGAGUAACCACCCAGUCGUCGAAGGCUAACUCGGGACAGUCCAAGGUAGAAGGGACAAAGCCAAAGGUGCCAGCUCGGGUUUACUCCCUUGAGCAACAACAAGUCCCUGAUUCCUCUGGGGUUGUAGAAGGUACGAUCCCUGUUUUUCAUCGUCUAGCUAGGAUUUUGGUUGACCCUGGUGCUACCCAUUCCUUUGUUAACCCCGAUUUUAUGUACGGCAUUGAUAUAACCCCUGUUAGCUUGCCUUAUGACUUAGAAAGAGAGAUAGAGUUUAAGAUUGACCUGUUACCGGGGACAUCACCUAUCUCUAAGACCCCCUACCGAAUGGCACCUGCUGAGCUCAAGGAGUUGAAAUUACAGUUGCAAGACCUGUUGGAGCGUGGGUUUAUUCAGGAGAGUGGAUCUCCGUGGGGGGCUCCGGUACUAUUUGUUAAGAAGAAGGAUGGAACUUUAAGAUUGUGUAUCGAUUAUCGGGGAUUAAACAAUAUGACCAUUAAGAACAAAUACCCACUUCCCCAUAUCGAUGAACUGUUUGACCAGUUGCAAGGCGCGGUGGUCUUUUCAAAGUUAGAUCUCCGACAGGGUUACUAUCAGUUGCUUAUUAAGAAAGAAGAUGUACCCAAGACUGCUUUCAAUUCUAGAUAUGGGCAUUUUGAGUUUGCAGUCAUGCCCUUUGGGUUGACCAAUGCCCCUGCCGCCUUUAUGGAUUUGAUGCAUCGGGUUUUCAAACCCUACCUGGACCGAUUUGUUGUCGUGUUUAUUGACGACAUCUUGGUCUAUUCUAAAACCCGUGAGGAACAUGAGCAGCAUUUGAAGCUAGUGUUACAAACCCUAAGAGAUCAUCGGCUAUACGCCAAAUUUAGUAAGUGUGAAUUUUGGUUGGAGAAAAUCUCUUUCUUGGGACAUGUGAUUUCAAAAGAAGGUAUUACAGUGGAUCCCGCGAAAGUAGAGGCAGUGGCUGAAUGGAAGAGGCCAGAAAACCCCACUGAGAUUCGCAGUUUCUUAGGGUUGGCUGGGUACUAUAGACGCUUUAUUAAAGACUUUUCCAAACUGGCCGGCCCUUUAACCGAUCUAACGAAGAAAAAUAGCCGUUUUGUGUGGGAUACUAGGUGUGAAACCAGUUUUCAGGAGUUGAAGCGAAGGUUAACCAUGGCUCCUGUUUUGGCCUUACCAAAUGGGAAAGACAGUUUUACUGUUUAUACCGAUGCUUCGAGGGAAGGCUUAGGGUGUGUGUUAAUGCAAAACAAGAACGUGAUUGCCUUUGCCUCUAGGAAACUAAAAACCCAUGAACAAAACUACCCUACCCAUGACUUGGAGUUAGCUGCUGUGGUCUUUGCUCUGAAAAAGUGGAGACACUAUCUCUACGGGGUUACCUUUGAGGUUUAUUCAGACCAUAAGAGUCUUAAAUACCUUUUCUCCCAAAAAGAGUUGAAUAUG
Molecule: messenger RNA, 2298 nt
Organism: Coffea eugenioides
Lineage: Eukaryota; Viridiplantae; Streptophyta; Magnoliopsida; Gentianales; Rubiaceae
Exons: 3
Source: RefSeq, a predicted model, not a curated record